ACGCUUAUUUGUCAUUGUUGAAGCUAUUCCUAUUGCUUAGUAUCCUUGGACACCAAAUCACUCGACAAGACCCCAAAUCAGAACACGGUUGAACAGGAAAGAGAUUAUAUUCCAAAUAACAAGGUUAGAUGGAUGCAAGAUGCAAGUAAGAAGCAAGCUCUUCGUCAUGCUGCAAUUUAUACAAAUUUAAAACUGGAUCUUUCACUUGUGUGUGCUGAGGAUCUCGAAGAAAACACCCGUAUCGUGAGUCCAGACGCAUUUCAUCAAGCUUGGCUCACUUUGAGUAGCUCUAAUGCUGUUGUUGUUCCUGGAGGUUUUGGUCAGCGAGGUGUUGACGGGAAACUAGCUGCUAUACGCUUCUGUCGAGAAAGAGGUGUGCCGUUUUUGGGUCUUUGUUUGGGCCUCCAAUGUGCUGUGAUUGAAUUUUCCAGAAACGUACUUGGUUGGAAAGACGCUAAUUCCACCGAAUUUGACCCAAAUACCACUCAUCCAGUGAUCAUUGAUAUGCCUGAACAUAAUUCCGGAAUUAUGGGUGGAACAAUGCGACUUGGUCGACGCCGUACAUUGUUGUAUCUAUCGGAAAUUUCUAAAUCAUACUUACAACGUACCUACAAAUGUUCAGAACUUAUAUGUUCUCACUUAGAUUCACAAUCAAAAGUUUUAUCUGAAUGUAGAGCGAAUGAUUCAUACACUUCAUCGAAAACCUUUAAUUCAGAUAGUAUAAUGCACCGGUUAAUUAAUGCACCAUACUUUGAUGCGCGUCAUCGGCACCGGUAUGAAAUAAAUCCAAAAUAUGUCGAUCAACUCGAAGAAUCAGGUCUUAUUGUUGUUGGUCGAGAUGCAGAAGUUGGCAAUCGUAUGGAAAUCAUUGAGCUAUUACAACCUUUGCAUCAAUUUGAAAAUGAUUCGGAUUUAGAAAAUAAAUGUCCUACUCGACAUCCUUUCUUCGUAGCUACUCAGUUCCAUCCUGAAUAUACAAGUCGACCUACUCAUCCAUCAAUUUUCUUUGUUGGACUUGUAUUAGCUGCAUCUAAGCGUUUAAGUGCUUAUGUUCACAAUCCUUUUCGACUUAGUCCUACUCAAUUUGUAUUGGAUGAAGAUGAUAAAAAAGAUACUGUGGAUCUAUUUAAAAUAAGUCCACCUAAAAAACUAAAGGAUACGGUCAGUUACUGCAGUAGGGAAUCUACCAGUACCUGCAUUAUGGAUUCAAUCGAUAGUAGUAAGGUGACAAGCUCAGUCAACACUGAUUUUUAAGAGGAGUUGACACUAGUUUCUCAUGUACUGUCGUCGCUGUGUUGUGAAAGUCCGGUUUUUAUUAAAAUCCUUCUUAGAUUAAUAAACUUAUUUUUAAUUGAAACUUCACCUUUUUGUGCUCCAAAAAUUCUAAUUACCUACUUCACUUCUUAAAGAGAAAAAUGCAAAGUAACUGACCACAAAAAUGUAGUUUUCUGUAAUGUAAAUCAAUCAAGGAAAUUCGUUGUAUACUAAUAACUAUUUUUGAUAGAAGAGAUUUAUUUUUAUAUGAACAGAUAUUUUUCAUCUGAAAUAAAAUAAAAAAUUCUAUCGAAGAAGAAUAAUGCUGUUUGAUACGUUUAUCGCCUUCUAAUUUUGUACUAAGUCAAUAUAAAUUGUUCGUAGUACAUUUUCCUAUCCAUGUUAUACGUCAAUUUUCUCUAUAGUCUAUGUUAUGUUUUUCUUUUUGUUUCGUCGUAUUAAAAUUUUUUCAUAAUUAUCCACAUUUGACAUUUUUUUUCAAAGAUGAACAGGCUUAAUUAUUUAAUCACCUUCUUCUUUAUUAAUAAGUCAUACAAAUUUUAAAGUGCUAAAGUAACUCAUCUCUUCAAUGCAUUUGAUUCCUUACAAAUUCCAUUGUAAGAUUUAGAAAUAAAAUAAGCUAAGUUUACU
Schistosoma guineensis is the source of this 1905-nucleotide messenger RNA. The record is from the annotation of a GenBank genome assembly. NCBI's taxonomy places the organism in Eukaryota, Metazoa, Platyhelminthes, Trematoda, Strigeidida, Schistosomatidae.